Molecule: messenger RNA, 1052 nt
Organism: Rhinichthys klamathensis goyatoka
Lineage: Eukaryota; Metazoa; Chordata; Actinopteri; Cypriniformes; Leuciscidae
Gene: aqp1a.2
Product: aquaporin 1a (Colton blood group), tandem duplicate 2
Exons: 5
Coding region: 175-984 (269 amino acids)
Biological process (GO): carbon dioxide transmembrane transport; renal water transport; hyperosmotic response
Cellular component (GO): membrane
Molecular function (GO): ammonium channel activity; water channel activity; carbon dioxide transmembrane transporter activity
Source: RefSeq, a predicted model, not a curated record
ACUAGCUCUCGGACAGUUAGUAAUUAACUACCUCCUACCGUUUUCUGGACUAAAACUGGUUCCUUUGUUAAAACCAGUUUCCUGUCAGUCAUCUUUCACUAAGUGUUUAUAAGUGGCAGCUUAGCAGGCAAUUUCAUUUACCAGCUAAAAGGCAGAAGAGGAACAAUUCUUGUAAUGGCACGAGAGCUUAAAAGUUGGUCCUUUUGGCGGGCAGUAUUGGCCGAGUUUGUUGGGAUGACCAUUUUUAUUUUUAUUGGUAUAGCUUCUGCCAUUGGAAACAGGCAUAACAGAUAUCCUGACCAAGAGGUUAAAGUAGCUUUAGCUUUCGGUCUGGCGAUUGCCACACUGGCUCAGAGUUUGGGCCAUAUCAGUGGAGCCCACUUGAACCCAGCUAUUACUUUAGGACUUUUGGUUAGCUGUCAGAUCAGCUUCUUCAGGGCCUUCAUGUAUGUCAUUGCCCAGUUGUUGGGAGCUGUGGUGGCAAGUGGCAUUAUGUUCAAAGUUAGCCCUGACCCUGAAACAACACUGGGGCUCAAUAUGCUGAGUCACGGUGUGUCACAGGGACAGGGAUUUGCCAUUGAGCUCUUCGCAACCUUUCAGCUGGUCCUCUGUGUCCUGGCCACAACAGACAAACACCGGACUGAUGUCACAGGCUCUGCACCCCUAGCCAUCGGACUAUCCGUUGGUUUAGGGCACCUGGUAGCAAUCAGUUACACCGGCUGCGGCAUCAACCCCGCUCGGUCUUUUGGACCAGCCGUUAUUCUUGAAUCCUUUAAAAACCACUGGAUAUACUGGAUUGCACCCAUGUUGGGUGGGGUGGCUGCUGCUCUUGUGUAUGACUUCUUGCUCUACCCAAAGAAGGAAGCGUUUGGCAAGCGUCUGAAGGUUCUGAAGGGCACGGCGGAUCCGGACGCCUCUGCGACAGAACCCCUAAUCGAACCCCGAACCCCCAGAUCUGGGUCUGGAGGUCUGGGAGCCGAGUAAACAUGGAUUACAGAACAACCAGGCAAACUCCUCUCUUGACAGAUUUAAGUUAACUGGAUUCCCAGCAA